Fusarium graminearum PH-1 is the source of this 1629-nucleotide messenger RNA. RefSeq lists its product as uncharacterized. The transcript is spliced from 3 exons. The record is from RefSeq and is a predicted model, not a curated record. The coding region runs from base 1 to 1629 and encodes 542 amino acids. NCBI's taxonomy places the organism in Eukaryota, Fungi, Ascomycota, Sordariomycetes, Hypocreales, Nectriaceae.
AUGGCGACCUUCGGAUUGCUAUCAGUAUUGCAGGUCCUUUUCUUGACUGCCUUUAUCCAGAUAACCAGUGCCGCUUCACCAAAAGCCCAUACCUUGAACGGAACGUAUACCGGCAAGCAUCUUUCCGGUUGGGACCAAGAUGCAUUUCUUGGAAUCCCAUAUGCUCAGCCACCAACGGGAAACCUGAGGUUCAAAUGGCCACAGAGUUUAAACACUUCCUUUGACGAAGAACGCACUGCAACUGAGUAUGGUGACAGUUGCAUGCAAUACACACAGAACUGGACCAUGUCUGAAAAUUGUCUUUCUAUCAAUGUCAUUAGACCAGCGGGGAAGCCCAAGAAGCUACUCCCAGUUCUAGUUUGGGUUUAUGGAGGCGGACUAUACGCUGGCAGUUCAGCGGAUCCUCAGUACAACCUAUCAGGCAUCGUCAAAGUUAGCCAAGACAUAAAAGAACCAGUUCUGGCCGUCAGUUUCAACUACAGACUUGGAAUGUGGGGAUUUCUUCAGAAUUUCAGUCUUCUUAAAGAAGGGAAUGCCAAUGCUGGCCUCUUGGAUCAAAGACUUGCUCUUCGUUGGAUCCAAGAGAACAUUGAAGCCUUUGGCGGAGAUCCAGAGCGAGUUGUUUUGUGGGGUGAGAGUGCAGGAGCGCAGUCUAUUGCUUAUCAAAUGUUCAGCUUUGAUGGACAGGAUGAGAACCUAUAUCGCGGUGCUAUUCUCGAAAGUGGCGGGAUAACAGGUGCACAGAUCCAUGAUCUUAGCUACUACAACGUGGCUUUUGAAAAUCUCACACGAACAGUUGGUUGCUGGGACAAGAAAGAUCAACUGUCAUGUCUUCGUGGGCUUGACGAAAAGGCAUUAUAUGCAGCACGCCCUUCCUUGACUUGGAAUCCUUUGAUCGAUGGCACGUUUCUCAAGGGAUAUCCAAGCCAACUCAUUCGGGAAAAGAAGUUCGUCUCUGUACCAAGUAUCAUUGGAGCCAACACUGACGAAGGCUUUUGUGUGGGAGCGGCCAAUACGACAGAGGAUCUCUUCUACGAAGCUUUUCGAUGGCGAAACUAUGCCUUGAGUGCUCCGACGAUUCGAAAGUUGCUUGAGCUUUACCCCGACGAUCCUUGCCAUCAACCACCAUACCAUAUCACGAAUUGCUCACGGCCCGUAGGCAAUUAUCAAGGCCGAAGAUCAUGUGCAAUUGGCGGUGAUAUCGCCAUGAUAUCUGGACGCCGCAAAUUGGCCGAGCUAUUCACAGAGUCAGGCGAGGCUGUAUACAGCUACCGUUUUGAUCAAAGAUGGUACCAGAGGUCUGAAUGGGAGGGCGUGAAACAUUUCGACAAUGUCGCUUUCAGCUUCCAGAACAUCUCAGGCCUCCUUGGCCCAAGCCCUCAAUAUGAUAGUCAUGCCGAGCUCGCCCACAAUAUUGGACAAGCGUAUGUGCGAUUUGUCAACAGCCUCGAUCCUAAUCCACAAGGAUCAAGCAAAGAAAAGGUGCCAAAGUGGCCAAAGUAUAGCAUGUCAAAGCCUAAGAAUAUGGUUUUCAAUGCUACCAAAAGUCGGGUAGAGGAUGAUACUUGGAGAAAGGAGCAAAUUGAGUUUAUCAAUAGUUAUGCGGUAGCAAGGGAGUUGUAUGGAUAA